Messenger RNA from Angiostrongylus costaricensis, 2295 nucleotides. The record is from the annotation of a GenBank genome assembly. NCBI's taxonomy places the organism in Eukaryota, Metazoa, Nematoda, Chromadorea, Rhabditida, Metastrongylidae.
AUGAUGUCGAUAAAGAUCGACGCGGCAAAAGUGACACUUUCAGAUGCGCUGGAUGACUUAAAUCAUGUUUAUGACCAGAAAUUCAAUAUCGCUACUAUAGACCUGGGUGCUGCUGUCACUCCACAGACGAUCGUCUUAUCGCUGGAAUAUACUGGCGAGAUCAACGACAAAAUGCGUGGAUUUUAUAGAAGUUCGUACAAAGACGAUUUAAAUCGAGAAAAGUUCCUUGCUUCCACGCAAUUCGAGUCCACCUACGCACGGUAUGCGUUUCCAUGCUUCGACGAGCCCAUCUACAAAGCGACGUUUGAUGUUUCGUUAGUCGUCGAUCCUGGAAUGACUGCGAUAUCCAACAUGCCUUAUAAUGUAGUAUACUUUGAAAAUACCAGUACACUGCAUUAUAGGAAAAUUUGGGUGAAAUUUGAGCGAACUCCGCAAAUGUCAACAUACUUGCUGGCAUUCGUUGUUGGCGAACUUGACUAUAUUCAAACUUCUUCUAAAUAUGGGACAAUCAUACGAGUGUAUACCGUUCCUGGAAAAAGGUGUCAAGGCACUUUUUCUCUAGAUUUGGCUGCAAAAGCCAUAGACUGGUACAGUGACUGGUUCGGUAUAGAAUAUCCGCUGCCAAAAUGUGAUCUCGUCGCUAUUCCUGACUUCAGCAUGGGGGCAAUGGAGAACUGGGGACUGGUGACGUAUCGCGAAGUAGCACUUCUCAUCGAUCCGUCGAAGUCUUCCACACGACAGAAAUCCCGUGUAGCUCUCGUUGUUGCUCAUGAACUUGCUCAUUUCUGGUUCGGCAAUCUAGUGACCAUGAAAUGGUGGACUGAUCUGUGGUUGAAAGAAGGGUUUGCGUCAUUCAUGGAAUAUCUCUUCGUAGGCUAUAUGUGCCCAGAAUUCAAGAUCUGGGAGCACUUUGUUAAUGAUGAAUUGGCUCAGGGUUUCAAUCUAGAUGCUUUACGGAACAGCCAUCCUAUCGAGGGAAAAAAUCCUUGUGAAUUGGAAGAAAUUUAUGAUAAAAUUACAUACGCUAAGUCGAAUGCCAUCAACCGAAUGUUGUUUCACUACCUUGGUGAACAAACCUUUCAAGCUGGUUUGCGACUGUACUUGAAGAAGUUCCAAUAUGACAAUGCUGUUACUUUGGACUUGUGGGAUGCCUUACAUGAAGCUUCUGGUCAGGAUGUCGCAAAAAUGAUGUCCGGUUGGACGAAACAGAUGGGUUAUCCUGUAAUCACUGUAAAAGAACGUCAACAAGGAACCAAUAGGAUUCUUACCCUUUCUCAAAGACGAUUCAUCGCCGAUGGUGGGGAAGAUUUAGAAGAUUCACUGUGGCAGGUACCAAUUAAUGUGUGCGUUGCUUCAAAUCCUGCCGAAAUAGCUGGAAAGUUUCUCAUGGUUGACCGUGAGCAAGAAAUCGAAGUGCCAAAUGUUACAGAAAGAGAAUGGAUAAAGUUGAAUGCUGGAGCCGCUGGUUUCUAUCGGGUGGAGUACAGCUCCGACAUGAUAAAAGCAAUGAUUUCGGAUAUGUCAAGUGGGAAGAUGCUUCUCCUUGAUCGUUUUUCGAUAGUAAACGAUCUGUUUGCUCUUGUGACAGGACGUACUCGUAUGUCUGAUUUUCUUUCUGUCUUGGCUGCUCUUCAUAAUGAGGAAGAGUAUAUUGUUUGGCAAUCCUUGGCUGAAGGAAUUGAUAAUAUUUCAAAUGUAUUGGAUUAUAAUCCUCACCAAGUAUUCCUAAAUCUUCCAGACUCUCAACGCGGAAUUCUCAGAGCUGUGGUACAUGGGCGUCUCAUGAGGGCUGGUCACGGUGAAACCAUCGCCAGAGCGGCCACACUAUUUGCAGAUCACGUGAAAUCAAAACGGCCGUUGCACCCAGACCUUCGACUUUGUGUUUGUAGAUUUACAUUUGUGCGCAACGGUGGUGAAGAAGCGUACGAUCAAUUGAUACAUAUAUUCGAGGUGGUAGGGUUUCCGGAGGUUGAAAGGAACUGCAUCACGGCACUCGCUCAAUCUAGGGACCCGAAGCUACUAAAUAUUUUUAAACAAUCACUGGGUUUAUUUAACAAGAAUACUGUUAGCAGAGUAGGGCAGGAAUUCCUUUGGAACUACUUUAAAGAAAACAUGUCUAUCUUAGCUACAAAGUUCGGUGGCGUUGGAUCUUGUCUUUUCCAGGUAAAGUUUUUUUUCACAGUUUUUACUAACUUUUUCUGUCAAAACCUUAACUCACAAGAACUUCAAAUACUGAAUCGUCCCAUCAAGCAGGUUAUGUUUUUAGACCAAAAAACGAUUAUUGUGAAGUUGUAA